AACACAAACAGUAAUGGCUGCCCCGAUGGGUGAUUUGGGUCUGUGACAGAAACACCUGCUGUCAGCAGAGAGUACCAAGAAGAGCUGCAAGCAUAAGGAGCUUUACUGGAGGAAGCUGAGAGACCGCUGGCCGCUUGGGAGAUAGAAGCAGGCGGUGACAGAGUCAGAGUCAGCCCCAGGGCACCUGGAAUGAGAAGCGGUUUACAGAUGCGAUGGAUGCGGACCUCAGCCCCCAGGACCGUAAGGACUUGGACAAGUUUGUCAAGUUCUUUGCUUUGAAGGCUGUCCAGGUGAUUGUGCAAGCUCGCCUUGGAGACAAGAUCUGUACCCGCUCCACGUCUUCUCCUACAGGCUCUGACUGGUUUAACUUGGCAAUCAAAGAUAUCCCAGAAGUGACCCAUGAAGCAAAGAAAGCUCUGUCUGGACAGCUUCCAGCUGUGGGACGCUCAAUGUGUGUGGAGAUCUCUCUGAAGACCUCGGAGGGAGACUCCAUGGAACUGGAAGUUUGGUGUCUGGAAAUGAAUGAGAAAUGCGACCGGGAAAUCAAAGUCUCCUACACCGUAUAUAACCGUCUGUCCCUGCUGCUGAAGUCUUUACUCGCAGUCACCAGAGUGACUCCAGCUUACAGGCUCUCCAGGAAACAGGGCCACGAAUACGUCAUUCUGUACAGGAUUUAUUUUGGAGAUGUUCAACUCCUUGGACUUAAAGAAGGAUUCCAAGCCGUACGUAUCGGGACAGUGGGCACCCCCAUCGGCACUCUCACACUGACCUGCGCCUACAGAACCAACCUGGCUUUCAUGUCAAACAGGCAGUAUGAGAGGACCCAGCCCAUCAUGGGGAUUAUAAUCGAUCAUUUUGUUGACCGACCUUUCCCCAGCACCUCACACAUGCAUCCGUGCAACUACAGGGCACCUGAUGACCAAGGGCCCACUUACCUUGCUGUGGAAGAGUCCCAGGAGGUCUGUGCCACGUCUUUCUCCACGUCCCCGCCAUCACAGUAUGUGUUCACUGUCAGUAAGGCACAGGGUCAAACAGCUUUUACUGUGGUGACAGAUUCUACCAGGGUCCUGACAAUGGGACUGGCCUUCUCACAGCAACUCUGCAGUUCCCGUCUUUCCUAUCAGCCGGCUGUCCUGGGAGUGGGAUCCUCUGAACUGGGUUGCCCAGUAGCCUUGGCUGCUGGAGUGAGUGCCGCACAUCCGCAUCAGAUGAUGAUGACGGGAAAAGAGGGAGGACUUCCCACCGCCGGCUUGCAGCCCCCACAAGGCACCCAGGCAGAGCACGACAGAACGGUUCCAGCAUCCCCUUCUAAUGUAACGGGCACCACGUCCAGCAGUGAAGAACUCGAUACGCCUUCAGGCAGCAGUGUGACCGGAAAGAGCAACUCGCCUAACAAAUCUACACGUGUCCUCUUCUCCAGGAAGGUGGGCGCUUUCGUGGAUAAACCGUCCCCUCAGAUUACCUACGCCAGCGCGGAUAUACCUUUUGCUGUGUUUGCUCCCAGACUUGCAGAUAAUGAGGACACUGAUCCCAUGGUGGUGUGCCCUGAAACCCCCGAAGACGUCUCUCCCGAAACCAAGAGUUUGCAAAGUUCUUGCUCCAGCGGUGGAACACCCCAAGAUGACUUUGUGAUGGUGGACUUUAGACCGGCCUUUUCCAAAGAUGAUAUUUCCAUGGACAUUGGGACUUUUUAUCGGGAAUUUCAGAACCCACCACAGCUGAGUAGCCUGUCUGUAGACAUAGCUGUGCAGUCCAUGGCAGAAGAUCUGGACUCCUUACCAGAGAAGCUAGCCAUGCAUGAAAAGAACAUGGAGGAGUUUGACGCCUUCGUCGAAUCUUUACAGUAAGAACCUCGGUGAAGGAUCUGUGUCACAUCCGCAAGUGACUUCAUUUGCCCUUUCCUGUCCGCAAACUCAGGUCCACGUCCUGGAGCACCCGCCAUUUAUUUCUCUAAGAACUUUCACGUAGGACACCUGCCUAAACCUGCAGGUACCAGUUAGGAACCGUACCCUUUACUGGAAGACUGUAAAUGUUCUGUUUAAAACGUGUUGAAGAACUGUUCCCCUUAUAAUGGCACUUAGCACCUCCAGGGGCGUCACAUUGCCCCGGUCGUAUAAAUUGUGGUUAGGUUUGGC
Molecule: messenger RNA, 2135 nt
Organism: Spea bombifrons (plains spadefoot toad)
Lineage: Eukaryota; Metazoa; Chordata; Amphibia; Anura; Pelobatidae
Gene: ATG13
Product: autophagy related 13
Exons: 18
Coding region: 213-1847 (544 amino acids)
Biological process (GO): autophagosome assembly; piecemeal microautophagy of the nucleus; mitophagy
Cellular component (GO): phagophore assembly site; Atg1/ULK1 kinase complex; cytosol
Source: RefSeq, a predicted model, not a curated record